AAAGUGACGGCAGCCUUAUUUUUCCUCAUACGAAAAAUGACCCCAACCCUAGGAAGGAAAGACUUAUGUCUGCAGGGAAUUUGUUCGAGUUUUCCUUUCAGUUCUCGUCUGUGCUACAGUGAACAGUGAGCAGAUUUUGAGUGGGCCCUACCUGUGGACUCACCAACAGGAUGGAGGAGCAGCAAGGGCCACCUGGUCCAGGCCCCAGCUGUGUGAGCGCACGCAGUGACCACUCCAUGGCAAACCCAAUCUCAUUUCAAAAACAGCCCACAUCCUCAGAUCCAGGUGAUGUCUCCAAAGAUUUAAACCUGGAUCUGGACUCAGUGAAUGAAAGGAUCCAACAGGGGGCACUCCCUUCCGCAUGCAGCUCUGUCUCUCUGAACCGUGAUGGGUCAAUGGAGCAUCCAAAUGAAUUCAAAUCUAACACACAGUCACUUGAGGGCAGAUCUGACAUGGGUUUAAAUCAGACUGCAAGUGGUCUAGAGUGUAGUUCAUCAGAUGUUUACGGUGACCAGGACAGAUCAGAAUUCAAGUAUCACAAGUCACAGAGUCACAUCAUGAAGGAGCUCAAAGUGGCAAUUGAAGCAUUUUUGGAGAGUGAACUGAAUCGUUUGGACAAGAUUCUGAGCGAAGAGAUUGUUGUUGACCCAGAGGAGAGCACAGGUGAAGAUGAGGAUAUGAAGAGCAGCAGAGAGGCAGUGCUCCACCUAUCCACACACUUCCUCAGAAAAAUGAACCAGGAGCCCUUGGCUCAGUGUCUGCUCAUUCGGAGUAAAGCUGUGAAAAGUAUGUUAAAACUGAAAUCCAGACUGAAGAGGAGAUUCAACCAUGUUUUUGAGGGGGUCAAUAGAGCCGGACACCAAACCGACCUCAGUCAGAUCUACACAGACCUAUGGAUGACGGAGGGCGACAAUGAGUGCGUCAACAUUGAACAUGAGGUUUGCCAGAUACAAACUGAUGCUCGCAAACACCGGGAUAAGCCUGUAAAAUGUCAGGAAAUGUUUGGCAAUUCCCUCUGUGGAGGCCAGUUGGCGAGGACAAUGCUGAUGAAGGGAGUGGCAGGUAUAGGUAAAACCCUGUGUGUCCAGAAGGUGGUUCUAGAUUGGGCUGAAGACAAAGCUCACCACAACAUCCGCUUUAUGCUCCCAUUCAGCUUCAGAGAGCUCAAUGUGCUCAGAGACAAAAGCUUCAGCCUUGUGGGAUUUCUUCAGCACUUCUUUGUAGAGCUUGAAGAAGCUGGAAUCUGCAGCUUUGAUGAUGUUAGAGUUGUAUUAAUAUUUGAUGGUUUAGACGAGUCCAGACUUAAUCUGGACUUCCACAACUGUCCAAGCCUGACAGACACUACAAAGUCUGCUCCCCUGGAGGUCCUAUUGGUGAACCUCAUCAGGGGGAAGCUUCUCCCCUUCACUCGGCUCUGGAUAACCACACGUCCUGCAGCAGCCAAUCAGAUCCCGGCUGAGUGUGUCACCGUGGUGACCGAGGUGCGAGGGUUCACUGACCCACAGAAAGAGCAGUACUUCCAGAAGAGAUUUGAAGAUAAACAGGCCACAGUCAUCAUUAACCACAUGAAGACAAACCGCAGCCUCCACAACAUGUGCUACAUCCCAAUCUUCUGCUGGAUCCUCUCCACUGUCCUGAAACAUGUGAUGGAGACAGGGACUGUGAGCCGACUACCCCACACCCUCACUCAGAUAUACAUCCACCUCCUGGUGGUUCACACCAGAGUCAAGAGUCGUAAGUAUGAUGGACGCUCGGAGAUGGACCCUCCCUGGACUCCAGAGACCAAGAAGAUGGUGAAGUGUCUGGGAAAACUGGCCUUUGAACAGCUACAGAGGGGAAAUCUCAUCUUCUAUGAAUCUGACCUAAGACAGUGUGGACUGAACACUGCAGAGGCCUCAGUGUACUCUGGAGUGGUCACUCAGGUAUUCAGAGAGGAGCAAGGCCUGCACUGGGACAAGGUCUACUGCUUCAUACAUCUGAGCGUUCAGGAGUUUUUGGCUGCUCUUUAUGUCCAUCUGACCUUCUUCAAUUCUGGAGUCAGCCUUCUGUCUGAAGCCCCUUCCACAAAGCCCAAGCUAAAGCCAGUGAAUGACAGAGGCGCUGAGAAGGCCUUUUAUCGCAGUGCUGUGGACACAGCUCUGCAGAGUCGUAAUGGACACUUUGACCUGUUUCUGCGUUUUCUCUUGGGUUUGUCAUUGCAGAAUAACCAGAAUCUCCUCCAGGGGCUCACAAAGCACAUCCAGCCCAGCUCCCAUAGCAGCAAGGAAGCAGCAGAAUACAUAAAGAACAAGAUCAGUGAAGGUCUUCCACUAAACAUGACCAUAAACCUGUUUCAGUGCCUGAAUGAGCUGGGGGAUGCAAGCCUGUUGGAGGAGGUGCAGAGGUUUCUAAGCUCUGGACACUUAUCAGGCGAAAGAAUGUCUCCUGUUCAUUGGUCUGCACUGGUCUUCACUCUACUUUUGGACAAGUGUGAAGUAUUUGAGCUGAGAAAGUUUGGUUGCUCAGAAGAAGCUUUUUUCAGGCUUCUACCAGUGAUCAAAAUGUCCAUGAAAUCAAGCUUGACUGGCUUCACUUUAUCAAACCCCUGCUGUAAGGCUUUGGCCAACAUGCUCAGGAGUGAGUCCUGUUUGAUAAAAAAUCUGGAUCUGAGCUACACAGAGCUGCAGGAUUCUGGGUUGUCCACAUUGGCUAACGGGCUGAUGAAUCCACCCAGUAAUCUUCAGGUCCUCAGGCUUAGAGGUUGCAAACUCACUCAGGACAGCUGCAGAGUGCUGUGUAGUGUGCUCUCUUCUCCUCUGACACAGCUGGAUGUGAGUGACAACUGCCUGCAGGACCAGGGAGUCAAGAUGCUCUUAGAGGCCCUACGGAGCUCUCUCUGCAACCUCACCACCCUUAGAAUGAGUGGCUGUGACUUGACAAGCAGAAGUUGUGAGGACCUCAGCGCGGUCCUGCAGUGUCACAGGUCCGCCUUGCGGGACCUAGAUCUGAGUAAUAACCAGCUCCAGGACUUGGGGAUAGAGUUUCUCUGCUGUGGACUUGUGAGCCCUCACUGCACUCUGGAGAUACUCAGACUUGUGGGCUGUUUGGUCACAGACAAAGGCGUCAGUCUCCUGAGAAGUGUACUGCACAGCUGUCGGCUUAGAGAGCUGGAUCUGAGAUACAACCAUCCUGGAGACUUAGACAAGCUGUCAGCAGCUCAAAAGCAGCCUGCCUGCAGCCUCACCAUGCUCAAGACAGGGCAUGGUGGAGUGUGUCGGCUGAGUCCGGGACCAAAAAAAUACACCUGUAAACUCACAUUGGACCUGAACACAGCACACAGAGGGCUCCUGUGGUUUGAGAACAACUGUGUUGUAGAUGGUAAUGUAGAAGAGACUCCAGACCAGAAGGAGGAAGACAACUUUGAAUUCUGGCACCAGGUUAUGUGCAGUGAGGGCCUGAGAGAGCACUGUUACUGGGAGGUGAAAUGGAGAGGCCUGGUGUCUAUAGCAGUGACUUAUAGAGGGAUCCAGAGAAAAGGAAAAAAUAAGGACAGUAUGCUUGGCGGCAACUGCCUCUCCUGGGCUCUGGACUGCUCCGCCGGGUAUUACGUAGCCUGGCAUAAUAAUAAAGGCAAGAUUAUCCCAAGAAGAGUCGGAAGGAGAUGCUACCGUGAAGAUGCUGAGUGCACAGUGGCAGUGUACUUGGACUGGGAGGAGGGCGUCUUGUCCUUCUUUGAGGUUCUGCCUAGUGGCCUCAAGCUGAUCCACAAUUUCCACUGUGCGUUUAGUGAACCGCUGUUCCCUGCCUUCAGACUCCGCUCUGAAUACACAGAAGACAUCUGCAACUCAGUGACUGUGUGCUCAGCGCACACCUGAGGCAGGAUAUGAAGUAAAACGAAAGCAUCUGUGGAACAAUAUGAUUGAUUGUACAUGUAUUGAUAUUCUGACACUAUAGUAA
Molecule: messenger RNA, 3936 nt
Organism: Periophthalmus magnuspinnatus
Lineage: Eukaryota; Metazoa; Chordata; Actinopteri; Gobiiformes; Gobiidae
Product: NACHT, LRR and PYD domains-containing protein 12-like
Exons: 13
Coding region: 171-3854 (1227 amino acids)
Molecular function (GO): protein binding
Source: RefSeq, a predicted model, not a curated record